This is a messenger RNA of Zeugodacus cucurbitae (melon fly), 2353 nucleotides long. RefSeq lists its product as uncharacterized. Gene Ontology annotation, biological process: protein dephosphorylation. Bases 165 to 1742 code for a protein of 525 amino acids. Gene Ontology annotation, molecular function: protein tyrosine/serine/threonine phosphatase activity. NCBI's taxonomy places the organism in Eukaryota, Metazoa, Arthropoda, Insecta, Diptera, Tephritidae. The transcript is spliced from 5 exons. The record is from RefSeq and is a predicted model, not a curated record. Gene Ontology annotation, cellular component: cytosol.
GCUGUUCUGCUGCAAGUCAGUUGUAGUUGUCAAGGCAACCAGCAAAAACAAAUUGCAAAAAUCUUGUGCAUAAAAUGCAUAGUAAAUAAUUUUUGAGGUUUUUAGUAAUAAAUUUGCAAUUUUAAAAUGUUAAAUUCGAUUACUUGACGUGAUCUUCACACAGUAUGGAUUGGCAUAUGAAUUUGGUGUUGCCCGGACUCUAUGUUGGCAAUUAUCGCGAUUCGAAGGAUCAGCAGCAGUUGGACAAGCAUCAGAUUACACACAUUAUAGCCAUACACGAUAGUCCAAGACGUUUGCUGCCGGACAAACACUAUCUGUGCGUGAUGGCUGCCGACACACCCGAUCAGAAUCUGUCGCAAUAUUUUUCUGUUUGCAAUGACUUCAUACAUGCUGCGCGCUUGCGUGAGGGCAAUGUGCUGAUACAUUGUCUGGCCGGAAUGUCACGUUCCGUUACUGUUGCCGUGGCAUACAUAAUGACCGCCACCAAUUUGAGCUGGAAGGAAGCGUUAAAGGUAGUGCGCGCUGGACGCGCCGUUGCCAAUCCGAAUAUCGGUUUCCAGACACAGCUGCAGGAAUUCGAAAUGUAUCGUCUGAUGGAGGAGCGUAGACGUUUGCGUGAACGUUUUCCCUCAACAGCGUUGGAACAUUUGGAUCGCUCCAAGUGCUCAGCGGCGUUGGACAACUAUCAGGAGCUCUUGCAGAAUCGUGAUAUAUGCGAGGGAAAUUGUACGCGUGGUGAAAAAUGUCCAACAGGUGUCUGCAAUAUGGAUCCUUCGAAGGGUCUCUUCCGUCGUCGUCCUUCUUCAGCGUCGACGCGUUCACGUUUGCGCGGUCAGCCCUCCACUUCGAGCGCUUCAGCAUCGCCUUCGAUAUCGUCUGCUGCCCUCGCCAAUGUAAUCGCUACGAAUGUGGCGCAAUCGUGUCCGACUUCACCCAGCCAUUCGCCGGCCACACGUCGUUCGCUGGGCACACAGAAAAUACCCGAAGAUGAGGAGGCGCAAAACCCACCCACACAGCCAGUAAAUACAACAACAACAACAGCGCAAAUUAACAACACAACCACAACGACCACCAACAACAGCAACACGACCACCACGUUAAACACGAUAAUUACGACUACCACCACCACCGCCGUAGCGUUGUCGCCGCUCAUUGCGACAGCGAGUAGUUCAAAAGAGGCGGCUGAAUACGCGGCCGCCAUCAACGAUGCGAAACGUGAGCGUGAGGCAUUGCAUAAGUCACCGCCAGCUGGGCGCAUGCGCAAUCCACGUGUGAACAGCGCUGGCAGUCGGCUGAUUAGUGGUUCCGCAAAACAGCGCGCCGCCGUAUCCGCUACAGUGGCAGCGCAGCAGCAGCACGAUGAGGUCGUUAAGUGUACUACAUGUAGAAAUGGUGGUGGCAGCAGCAAUGGACAAGCACAACUGCAGCGCAGCGCCAGCACUGUGAGCGGUUUGUCGGUGCGACCGUGCAGCAGUCCGGCCGGUUUGCAUGCGUACACAGGCAAAGUGCCUGGCUCGGUGCCAUCGUCCGUCCAUGGUUCGCGCGUGGAUCUGCGCGAUUUAGAUAAGGGUUCGGCAAUUUAUUUGGGUUGCUCCGCGCCACGCAAUUCAACACUCUCGCUGUCUUCGCGCACCUCAUCGGGCAGUUCGGCGCCACCAUCGCCUGUGCGUACGCCGCCAGUGAGUCCGCGUCAUGGCAUUAGGAGGGCUGCUACUGUGGUGAAAAAACAACAGCAAAGGUGAAACAAUUGCAAAGCCUGAUAAUGGCGCGUCGCAACCAUCAUUGCUGUAGCAAUCUAGGAGCACUUCCUUUCAACAGCGAAAGUGCUGCGAUCAAAAGCGAGUUCUACUGAGCUACCUUUGUUAUUUUGUAGCGUACUAAAUGCGGCUUUGUAGCCGCAAAACAAGCUAACUGGCUUUGUAUAGGUUCCUUCAAUUUGGUAAACUGUUUAAGAUCAUUAUUUUUAAAUUGUCAAAUGUUCAAAACAUUUGAAUACUGUUAUUUGACAAAUGCUAGGGUAACCAAAAAGCAUUUUUCCCGCGCUUAGCUUACACUUGGCAUAGAAAUUUCAAAAACUCAAAGCAAUUACCUACAUAGUACUAUGGUUAUAAGAAACUUAGCGAAACUAGUUUUUUUACAAUACAGAACUAUUAAUUAUUUGAUUGUUGCUUAGAUGUAUACGCAUACAUACACAAACAUAGUAUAGGUAUAAUAUAGGAUAAAGCUUACAAAAAUGUGAAAUUUAGAAAAAUAUGUACGAAAUUGUAAUGUAUUUCAAUUAGAGUGUCGGUUGUUUGAGGAAAAAAUUCAAUUAUGCAUAAAAAACAAGUUUAACCGAACCAACUCGAAAUUA